GGCUUUACCGAGGGUCAAAGAAAUCCAUCCUAUCCAAACCCAGAGACAGCGCGAGUGGAAGCGAACUACACCCUCCCUCCCCUCCCCUCUCCUAUUCUCUAUUUGCUUCGCUUCUGUAAACAACUUCGCUUCUUUAUCUUUCUCUCUCUAUCUCUCAAUGGCUUCGACCAGUGCUUUAAGCUCACGGCUUUCCAACUUUCGCCGACUCACCGACUCCGAAGACCAUCUUUCUUUCCGUGACGUACUAAAUUCACGUCCAGCAUGCCCUUCAUUUGUAUCUUGGCCUGGUGUUAAAACUAGGAGGGCUCCCCGGUCGUCUCGUGUGUAUGGCUUAUUUGGAGGGAAAAAAGAUAACAAUGAAAAGGGUGAUGAUGCAGCUUCAAAGGCAGGAAUAUUUGGUAAUAUGCAAAAUCUUUAUGAAACGGUUAAAAAAGCUCAAAAUGUAGUACAAGUUGAAGCAGUGCGUGUGCAGAAAGAGCUUGCUGCGGCAGAGUUUGAUGGUUACUGUGAAGGUGAGAUAAUUAAGGUGACGCUUUCUGGUAACCAGCAACCUGUACGCACUGAGAUAACUGAGGCUGCUAUGGAACUAGGAGCAGAAAAACUUUCUCUUUUGGUCACUGAAGCGUACAAAGAUGCACACCAGAAGAGCGUUGUGGCCAUGAAGGAGAGAAUGAGCAACCUUGCCCAGAGUUUAGGAAUGCCUCCAGGCCUCGGUGAAUUGAAAUGAGUAGAGUGAAGGAUGUUUGGCACAUCUCGCUUGCCAUUCGUAUUUUGUAAUCUCUAAGUUCGAAUUCUUUUUUUCUUUUUGCUUAGAACCUCUGAAGUUCGAAUUCAAGGAAAAAUCGUUCCUUGUUUUAUAACAAUAGAUUCAAAAAAUUUAUUGAGACUGUUAUUGUUUGAACUUAAAAACGCCUGCCUUUUGAGAAUCUAUUGCGAGACUUGUAUAGGAAA
This is a messenger RNA of Prunus avium (sweet cherry), 951 nucleotides long. Its product is annotated as nucleoid-associated protein At2g24020, chloroplastic. Gene Ontology annotation, molecular function: DNA binding. The record is from RefSeq and is a predicted model, not a curated record. Lineage: Eukaryota; Viridiplantae; Streptophyta; Magnoliopsida; Rosales; Rosaceae.